Molecule: messenger RNA, 1008 nt
Organism: Trichobilharzia szidati
Lineage: Eukaryota; Metazoa; Platyhelminthes; Trematoda; Strigeidida; Schistosomatidae
Source: the annotation of a GenBank genome assembly
GCAGAAUGGCUGAAAAAGCAGACGAUUUAUACCUACCGAAUGCAGUGCUUCUUCGAAUUAUACGUGAUUCCCUACCUGAACGAACGAUAGUCAGUCGUGAGGCACGUUCAGCUAUCAGUAAAUCAGCUAGUUCAUUUAUUCUCUAUGUCACUUCACUGGCUAGUGUUCACUGUGAAAAGUCGAAACGUAAAACGUUAACUGGAAAUGAUAUACUGGCUGCUUUGAAAGAAAUGGAAUUUGGUCAUUUUAUACCAGCGUUGAAUGCGUUUCUAGAAAAGUAUCGUGAACAAACAACUGCGAGAAAAACGCAUAAACGUUUACACAGUGAAAUUGAAGAGGGCAAAACCAGUAACCAGUUGAUUAAGAAUCCACCAUCCUCCUCCUCCUCCUCCACCUUAGUAGCAUCAUCAUCGUCAUCAUCGUCUACAAUGAUACCGAGUUCUAAACUCUUCAGAGAUAACAACGUUGUCUCCUCAUCAGAGAUUGAAGAGGAGAAUCUGGACGAGAAUGAUCCAAACGAUGAAGAUGUAACUGAUGAAGAAGUAGAAGUAGUCGAAGUUGAGGAUGAAGAAGAAGAGGACGUUGUGGAAGUCGAUGAAGUCUAUGCAGACGUAGGAGAAGGAGAAGAAGAAGCAGUUGAAGUAGACGAGGUGGAACCAGAUGAAGAUAUUCAUUUCAACGAAGAGAAUGUAGGCCAUGACCAAGGAGUAAUUGUCAUUGCUGAUGAUGACAACAGUUCACAGAAGACAGAAGCUCUGAAAGAAAAUGACGAUUCUGUUUGAUGAUUUUGUUCUUCUGUAAAUGGAAAGGGUGAUCGUGAAGUUGUUUGUAUACAUGUUGGACAAGCUGGUAUACAAAUCGGUAAUGCCUGUUGGGAAUUAUUUGGUAUGGAACAUGGCAUAAAACCUGAUGGACUUAUGAUUGAUGGAUUCUUUCCAACGGAUAAUUCUUUUCGAACAUUUUAUAUGGAAACAGGUCAUGGGAAAUUUGUACCACGUACGGUGUUUG